GGUAAAGUCCACGGUGGUAAGGGUAAGUCUUCAGAGGCUGCCAAGUCGUCCACAUCCCAUUCUGCCAGAGCUGGGUUGCAGUUCCCAGUUGGUAGAAUCAAGAGAUACUUGAAGCGUACCGCGCAGAACAAGAUAAGAGUGGGGUCCAAGUCAGCCAUCUACUUGACGGCCGUGUUGGAGUAUUUGACUGCCGAAGUGUUGGAAUUGGCUGGUAACGCUGCCAAGGACUUGAAGGUCAAGAGAAUCACGCCUAGACACUUGCAAUUGGCCAUCAGAGGUGAUGAAGAAUUGGAUAACUUGAUCAAGGCCACGAUCGCCUACGGUGGUGUUUUGCCUCACAUCAACAAGGCUUUGUUGUUGAAGGUAGAAAAGAAGAAACAGAAAUAA
Molecule: messenger RNA, 387 nt
Organism: Scheffersomyces stipitis CBS 6054
Lineage: Eukaryota; Fungi; Ascomycota; Pichiomycetes; Serinales; Debaryomycetaceae
Gene: HTA3
Product: histone H2AZ
Exons: 1
Cellular component (GO): nucleosome
Molecular function (GO): DNA binding; structural constituent of chromatin; protein heterodimerization activity
Source: RefSeq, a predicted model, not a curated record